Messenger RNA from Penaeus chinensis, 2167 nucleotides. RefSeq lists its product as uncharacterized. The coding region runs from base 486 to 917 and encodes 143 amino acids. NCBI's taxonomy places the organism in Eukaryota, Metazoa, Arthropoda, Malacostraca, Decapoda, Penaeidae. The transcript is spliced from 3 exons. The record is from RefSeq and is a predicted model, not a curated record.
UCGCUCGGUGAGGACCUCAGCGGCACACGCGGACUCGACCCUCUCUCUCUCUCCGUGUCUCUCGCCUCCGAGUUCUCGCGCCCUGACUCACCUCUCCCGGCUCUGACGUCACUCAAGUUUUCAACGUGUUUCAGAGUGAACGCGCUGGAUUUCGGAACAUCGCUGUCGAGUCCUUUUUGUUGAGUUUAUUUGGUGUCUUAUCUGAAGAUUUAUUGGAUAUUAUACUCUCCAACGGGUGACAAAGAUAAAAGUGACGUUCAUUCAUUUUGUUUAUCCGUGGAGUGCAAACAAACGUGUCUUGACAAGUUGUUUCACGUGUAGAAAUAACAAUAACAAGUGUUCUGUGAUAUCACUGACGUGACAGGUGAAUAAUUCGGUAAGACUAUCAUCUUUCCGAACCAAAAUCAAGCUACCAUAAACAAGCAAAGGUGAAGAAAGUGUUUACGAAAACUUGACUGCUCUCGCGCGCCAGCCUCGCCGCCAAAAUGGUACACAAGAUCCUAUCCGAGCUGCUGCCCACAAAGAACUACAAGGUCCUCCGAGACUACGAAAACCUGCCAGAAAAGGUGUGGCUCUAUCCGGAGGAAGGAUGGGCGCGCGCCUCCUGCAACAGCCACUGGCUCCUCAAGACGCCCUGGUGGUCGCGUCGCCACUGCUACGUCCUCGAGGUGGAGGGAACCAAAAGGCACAAGACGGUGGCGCGAGUGAUGCCAGCGCGGGAAGGCGAGGUCGUCGUCGAGGGCACCUUCAGAGGCAUCCCUGACCCCGACUUCCGUUUGGUGUUGACCUCCAGCUUGACCCCUGCUGACCAGCGGCGAGGUUACCAUAUGACCGGGUCACUCGAGAGAGGAGACCGGAAGACGGGUCUGUGGCAGACGACCCACCUCGCUGUUACCAAACGCUCCGGCUUCUCCUGAAGGUGGAACGUCCGCCUCCUCUUCCCGGUGUUCCGUCACUGGCGGCCCUUCACUUCCGCCCGCGCCCACGCUCCAAAUAUUCCCCAGCUCUGACGGGGGGAUCGACUGUGAUCUCAUCCUCACCUGGUGCAAGACUGAGGACCAGAAGUCAACCUACUUGACGAAGCUGAAUUCAUCGGCAGAGCUACACGAGGUCUUUCCGAAGACUUCGCUCUUGUAGGCUCGCUGUUGCUUUGAGUGUGUUUGAUUUACCUCGUGAGACUGGCGAUAUCCUCAUGAUAAUACUCCUUUAAUAUAAUGAUGGAUAUAUUGAAUGAGCACUCACUCCUAAUUGCUCGGCCUGUCAUCUGGAGAAACGCCAGUGACAGACGCAAGCGAAGUUAGUAACAAAUGUGAUUAAGAACUCCUAACUAUAACAAUCAAGCUCGAGGUCGCAACUUGUAUAAUGCUAAAGUUCAUCUCCUUGUAUCGCACGCUGUAUGUCCCCUUGACUGAUGAUAAAAUCUCCUGUGAUCUAAUUAUACAAAGUGUCGAUAGUUCACUUCCGGACAUCUCUUGCUCUUCGACCUUAAUGAUGCCAAACCCUACGCACGUGGUCUCUUACUCCCACUUGCUCUCGAUCUCGCUCUUUAUUUAUCUAUAUAGCUAUCUAGCGGUCUAUCUACCUAUCCGUGCAUCUAUAUAUCUAUCCGUCUAUCCACCCAUCUACCAGUCUAUAACUUAGCUAUCGACAAUACAAUAACCUUGUCCAUGUUAGUCUAAGUGGGUGAUCAAAACUAUACAGCAUGAUACACAUACAUGUCUUUUGCACCAAAAGAAUACUAUAAAUAACACUCUUUCUUUGAUAUUGAAGAAAAGUGCCUUAAGUGAAUAAACUUUUAAACUGAUCUCGUCCUAAGUAGCAUCUUGCAAUGGCCAAUGUAUCUGAUUGUUUGUGAUGAAGCUCGGGUUUGAAUACACGUGUUAUAAUGACAUAUGUCUAUAAGGGUGUUUGCGCAGGUGUGUGUGUUAGCGUGUGGCCCAAAUGCCGUUACCUGAAGCUGCCUAAGAUCUAUCCUCUAUACGUUCUCGUUGCGCUGUGUAGUUAUAGGUUUAAGUUGUUGCUAACGUGCUAUAAGUCCUCACAUUUAUAUAUUGUUAAGUAUACGAACUUAGGAAUUGAUUAUUUUGUUAGUUCAUUGUGCAUCUGACGUUGAUGAAUCUAGAUACAGAUUUUAUUAGUCUCAAGGCAAAAUAUAAAAACAUUGUUA